AUGCCAGAUCCGGCGCUCGGCGCCCAUGGAGAAUAUAUCAGUAAACUUAAGCGUGGUCGUUCCCGUGUCACCCCGCGCAGCACUUGUCAAACCCUAACCUCCUCGAGCAAGGUCGAAGCUGCAUCAAUGUCCGGCAAGUGCGAGAUCCGAUUCGAUGCUGAUCCCAUCCAAGGCGCAUCAGGCGGUCUAGGACAAGUCACUCAAGUCUCCAAUUUCGAGAAGAUGACGCACACAGGUUCUUCUUCCCCACCGCCGCUGGAUCUUUUAAAUUGCCCUGAUGAAUUCAAAUCACUAGAAAGGGACAGACUACUUCCCUGUGACUUAAAAACCACUAGUCCAAGUGCCUUGCAGCAGUACGAUGCCUACCUUCACUGGUUUUACUACUCUUAUAGAGCUCCUGCUCCUGUUGCACCGUACGACGCCUACCUUCACUGGUUUUACUACUCUCAUAGAGCUCCUGCUCCUGUUGCAUCGCUUGCUGAUGCUGCCUCCAUGUGUUUGGAUAAGGAGAACAGCAUGACGUCCUUGUGGGUCUCUGUAAACGCCUGUUGUAAUUGGCAUGGUUGCACAGCGAGUAAAUUCAUUGUUGGCUAUAUGCAUAUUGCGAUUAAAGAAAAAGGUGAAAUAGAACAUCCAUUUGGCAUCGAUGCUGCUAAGUGUAUUGCUAAGGAGGCUGAGUUGAUUUCUGAAUGGCUGAGGCGUGGGCGCCGUAUUUUUACCAAUGAUGAGUACACUGCUUUGUGCCAUGACAUCCGGGUUGUUGCUGCUCAACUUUUUAUUUCCCGUUGGAAGUGGUCUGUUCAUAUUGCUGCUGUCCUUCUGGGUAUCAGAAAGGAGGCUGAGUGGUUGAUUGAGAACUCGAAGUGUAAUUCUGAUGAAUCCAUUAAUACCUCCAUGAAGAUUCGACAAUUCACCUUGCGUUUUGUGCGAAAAAAGCAUGGUGAGCUUGAACCAUAUAAAAAUGAGAGCAGUGAAAGUGAAAUGACCUCGGAGCAACGAUGA
Messenger RNA from Miscanthus lutarioriparius, 1002 nucleotides. The record is from the annotation of a GenBank genome assembly. NCBI's taxonomy places the organism in Eukaryota, Viridiplantae, Streptophyta, Magnoliopsida, Poales, Poaceae.